UGACCAUCAGUGAUGUCAUAAAACGUCAACACCAUGACGUCAAUACGUAACGCCGUAUCCAUGUCGGGACGUCAGUUGCUGAAACAUACACACAGCGCCAUAGCAGAAUUUUCUCGCGGUAUACAUAUUUCAAUAUUUCAGCGUUAUCUCCAACAAAAAGAUGACAACUAAACGGAAUGAUCUUGUGAAAGUCCAUCUUAGGGUGUACAAGCCCCUCGAUAGUUACCAAGGCAGAUCAAACGAGUACUUUGUUGCCGUGGUUGGUCCCGGGUUACAACUUGGGAAUGAUGACCCAAAUAUAGCUCCAAGAUGUAAGCCUGUUGGUCACAAUUACUGGGUAAAAGAUUUGUGGCUGCAAAAAGAAAGUACAAUCCACUAUAAAUUUCUGGUAGUAAAAGCAUGUACUGGAGCUGCCGUGGACAUUGAAACCAUACUGCCGCACAAAAUCUACAUUGGUCAAAAACCUGUCAUGGUUGAACAUACAUUUAACAAACAAGCAUUCGUAGGAAAAGAAGUACACGAGGGCUAUAAUCAUUCAACGACGGUUGUAGGAAGAAAAGACACCUUUCACGUGCCAUCUCUCAAUAUACCAAAAUCAGAUAAAGUGAGUUUCGUCGUGCCAAAAAUUAGAAAUCCACCAAAAUACACGCCACCAAGAAACAUAGGGAUGAUACUGCAUAAAAACAUGGUACCUGUCACAGACAAUUCCAAAGAUUUGAACACAUCUUUGCCCCCGGCAGCACACCAGAAAGAAUGUCACAACAAUUUACCAAGUAUGAAAGAAGAACAGACACAGAAUAAAGUUGAUCAGUUCAAACACACUUCUACAAAUACAGUAAAUGCAAAGGCUCCUGACACACAGCUGACUAAGACAAAGAACACUCAUUCUCAAAGCAUCAUAGAUGUUAUUGUAUCCUCUGCUAAGUCAGAUUCAGAGGGCGAGCAGGGCGAUGGCGCCAAAUUUGUAAAUGGCGUUUCGGAAGAUAAGGGAGGUCACUCUCGAUAUUUUAAAGUGGGGAAAAAGAGCCUGGUUGUGGUUGCUGCUGGAGUUGCACUUGCAUCUUGCCUAGGAUAUUUUGCAUUCUAUAAAAGAUGAAUUUUAUUUGUAUCACAUGAAUCAAAGAUAUAUUAUUUUGUAAUGGAUAAAGAAAUUCAGUAAGAAAUUUUCUUUG
Mercenaria mercenaria is the source of this 1172-nucleotide messenger RNA. RefSeq lists its product as uncharacterized. The transcript is spliced from 6 exons. Lineage: Eukaryota; Metazoa; Mollusca; Bivalvia; Venerida; Veneridae. Gene Ontology annotation, molecular function: carbohydrate binding. The record is from RefSeq and is a predicted model, not a curated record. The coding region runs from base 161 to 1096 and encodes 311 amino acids.